This is a messenger RNA of Vollenhovia emeryi, 4836 nucleotides long. RefSeq names its product hyaluronan mediated motility receptor-like. The record is from RefSeq and is a predicted model, not a curated record. Bases 312 to 3323 code for a protein of 1003 amino acids. Lineage: Eukaryota; Metazoa; Arthropoda; Insecta; Hymenoptera; Formicidae. Gene Ontology annotation, molecular function: hyaluronic acid binding. The transcript has 15 exons.
UCAAAUUGAAAUAACCGAUCCGGCGAGUCGAGUGCGGGUCAACGGUGGUGGAAUCGUGCGCAGUGUUCGGCGCGAUCGAGCACGGCCUGCAUCGUUCUGUGCUCGCGCCAACGAAACGUCGACGACGACGACGACUGCAACGGUGUUAACGGUCGUUUGACGGCGGCUGCUCACCGCGUGCGUCCCGCACGCGAUCGCCCGACGCGGUCCCGAAGCCGGUGAAUCCGCCGGUGAGGCUCGUUAACCCGCGAGGACACGGCAGGCGAGCCCACGCCGUCGCGCGAGGCGACGCGACACAACGCGCGGCCGAGAUGUCCUUCUCCAAGGCGAGGCUACAACGCUUCAACGAGUUUGGAAGUGAUGCACCUCCACCAGGCGCUUAUGAUCCAAAAUUCGACAGUAAGGUGAAAGGACCUGUUAUUGAGAAAUCCGAUAGGUUUGUAGAUAAUAAAAGUACAAGCAGCGCGGAUUGCAGUGGAUCGAUUGUAUCAGUAAAGAGCAAUGCGUCGACUCCUGUUUUCCGAGUGCCUCAAGCGCCUCCGAAGCGAACCAUAAAACCGGGGUUGACUUAUCCUAAAUUAAAAACGCAAACGAUUCAAUUAGCCAAAGGUCAGAGUAUGAAAUAUGAAAACCUUCAGCAACUUGCUGAUCUUCAAGUAGAAUGCUCGAACAAGGAUAAAACUAUACAGGAACAUGAGAAACAUAUCGAGGAUAUGAAAGAUGAGAUGCGGAAAUUAGAAUACGAGCUGGAAGAGUUGCGUAAAAAACAAGAUGAAAUAGAGGCACAACAUAUGAAAGAUAUAGAAAAACUGGCUACGUUACACCAGGGUGUGCUAAACGAUCAUGAUGAGAACCAUCAGGCAGAAAUACAGAGCCUUCGCUAUAAAUUAUUAGAAAUGACCGAGGAAAAAGAACGAGAGAUUUCAACGCGAAAAGCAAUGGAAAUGGAACUCAGAAAUCGUGCGGCCGAACUAGUGAAAGGAAUAACAACAUUGGAAGCUGAAUUGUGUGCUAAGAGAGAAGAGGACGGAGCAAAGAUUGAAGCUCUUGAAACGGAAAUUGCAGAAUUGUUAAACAAAUUGGAAAAAGCGAAACAGGAUUACGAUAUCGAAAUAGGAUUAUUAGAAAAAGAAAAAUAUCAACUUGAUAUCUGUGUCGCGAAUUUAACUCAGGACCGAUCUGAUCUUGAAUCUAAAUUGGAAAUAAGGCAAAACGAAAUUUCAGAACUCGAAGCGCAAUUGUCUGCUCUACAGUGCGAAUUGCAUGAACUUAAAGCGCAAUAUGAAGAGCUUGCCAGUGAUUAUGUCAAUAAAUUUUCUGACUUCACUAACAAAUACGAGGAACAAAUUGAACACAUGAAAAAUGACUUUUGGACAGAAAAGGAAAAACUUGUAAUGGAAAAUGAACUUUACAAAGCACGCGCAUCAAAACUGGAAACAAAGGCAAAUAAGAUGGAGGAGACAAACUGUUCCCUUAUGGAAGAAUUGAAGAAUCUUCAAAGAUGUCAUGAAGAUGUGACUCUACGUUUGCAAGAAGCUCAAAAUGAACUCGAACUUUUAAAUGAGAAGCAUACCAUUAUGAUAGAAAAAUAUAAAAAGGACUUGAAUGAUAUGACAAAUAUGCAUAGGAAUAAAACAUUAACACUGGAAAAAGUAUUGGAGGAUGCCGCAGAUGAAUACUUGAAAGAAUUGGGAAAUGUCACCAAGGCAAAAGAUAAAGAAAUAGAAGAUUUAAAACAAGCUGCCAUCAAGAAAAUCGAAGAGGAAACCGAGCUGAUAAUGAAGCAUGCUCGACAAAUGAUAGAAGAAUCGGAGGCUGAUAAACACGCUAUGCUAGCAACAUACAGCACUGAAAGCGAGGAACAGGUGAAAAAAACAAUUGUUGAGUGUGAUGCGAAAGUCCACGCCAUGGUUGAAGAGACGCGAAAUACCGUGGAAGAGGAGAUGCGACUCGCUAACGACAGAUAUAAAGCAUGUUUGCUUCGUAUGGAAGUAGAGCGUACUGCGUUAGACAAAAAACUUUUGCAGAGAGAUAAUGAAAUCACCAAACUUUCCAUAACACUCGAGGAACUAAGAUCAUCCGUGGAAACACAGGCAAGUUUUAGUCAAAGUUUACAACUUGAGCUAGAUAAAGCAGAAAGCGAUUUGGCGGAGAAGAAAGAAGAAUUGAGAGCUUUGAAGGAUCAAAUUAGAACAGAAGCGGCAGGAAUGGUUGCCAGGAAGAAAAGAUUUGAGGUAAUUAUGGCUGAAAAUCAAGCGUCCGUUGUUGCACUUACAAAUCGGUUGGCUCAAAGUAACGCUGAAGUGGAAAGAUUACAGUACGAAGUGACACGUAGUGAAAAUUCCAUACGCGAACACAAAGAAUUACUCUGUGCGAUGCGUACCAACUCACAAUUGGUGCACGAACAAGUUCAUUCUUUCAUGAGAGCGUUGGAUUCCCAUAGAGAAUUGGUAGAUCAGCAUCAGUCUGGUAAUAUGUCUCAGUUUGAUAAGAUAAAGUCUCUUUUUGAAACAAAAAUCGAGAAUCUAAAACAGAAAGCCGCAAAGGAAAUUUCAAGACUUGAGGAUGAUGCUAAGCUAAAAUCUAUAUUAAAUGAUGAGUUGAGAUUACAACUUGAUGAAAUGUCUAAAAAUAUCAAUGAAGCGCAAGGUGCAUUACUCGUACUGGAAGAACAAAAUGAUGCUAGACAGAUUGAUAUUUCACGAAUGGAGUUAAUAAAUAACAAACUUAUUGAGGAAUUAAAGAGUCGUGACAAAGCGUUAGACGAAAGUAAACUAUUGCUUCAAGAUCAAGCAAUGCAACAUAAAAUUAUUCUAGACAAAGCAAAUUCACAAAUAAAACAGCUCUCCGAGAAAGUAAAGCAAUUCGAAGAAAUGGGACCAACUGCAAAGGAAACUACUUUAUUAUUGGAGCAGGAACGAAACAAAUGGAAAUCUUCGGAAAAUGAACUUAUGCAGCAGCUUAAAAAAGAAAUAGCAAAACGAGAAAGAGCUGAAGAAGAGAUUGCUAAAUUUGCAAUAUUGAACGAGGAUCUUAAGAAAAAUUACGUAGAAAUCACUGAACAAUACGCUGAAGCAAUCGGUCAUCAGAAUCCUAAACAAAGGAUCAAACAUGUUAUUCGACUUAAAGACAAGAAGUGCGAAUUGGAACAGGAAUUGCUAACCAAGACUAGAUUAGUGGAACAACAACAAAAGACCAUAGAAAAGUUGAAAGCAGAAGAAAAGCGAUCUCACUGGAAAGGCAAGGAGAAUGUAGGAAUGGUACAUUCAACCCCUAUUUCUUCUCCGCAUAAAACGACGCCAUUAAGGGACCGAAAUGAUUAAUCUUAAGCAAUAGUUGAAUAGCUUGUCUUAAGUUAUUAAUCUAUAGAUUACAGAUAUUCAAAUUGUGCCCCAACAAUUUCCUAAGGAAUUAGAAAAGCAGUUGUCGCGAUAGUUAAUAAUAUUUGUAUUAUUAAAUAAGGAAACAAGCUUCAAAAGCUGUAUAUUUUUAUAAAAGUUACGAAAAUGUUUUUGUUAAUACUGUUAAUUUUGCCAUUGUGAAUUUCAUGCAUAAAUGAAGCGAAUAUACUGACAAUAAGUUCAGGCCAAAUUUAACAAGCUUCUUCGGUUGGAAAUUAUAAAAUUAUUUUAAUAAGGAGUAUGUGUUACAUUGACUCAAUUUCGCGAAACGUCGUGCUGAAGAAAACGCCUCCGCCGAAGCCAAGUAGAAUACCCACCAGUUUCAUCGAUCUGGGAUUUUGGCUGCUCAUGUCCCACUUUAACCACUUGGCCAAAAGCAUCGGUACGAUGCCCAUGAUCGUGCUCACAGUGCACAAUACCACCAUGGUGACAGCUUUGGCAGUUAAUACAUUCUUUUCCGAAUCUUUCGAAUCCUCGCCGUGGUGAGUCGUCACGUUCACUCCCGCCAUUUGGAGCAAGGAUUCUAUUAGCGAUAUGGUGGCGAAUCUUCCGGCUCUUCUUCACCGUUUACUUUCUCUGGAUGGCUCAAAAUGUAUCAUCGUUUCGUCCUUCCUUUGUAUUGCCUUGUUUUCCUCCUCCUUUGCUCCAACACUCGUAUACCCAUCGUUUGAACCGUCUGAACUCCGAAUCAUGGCAUCGUACCGAUGCUUUUGGCCAAGUGGUUAAAGUGGGAUAUGAGCAGCCAAAAUCCCAGAUCGAUGAAACUGGUGGGUAUUCUACUUGGCUUCGGCGGAGGCGUUCUCUUCAGCACGACGUUUCGCGAAAUUGAGUCAAGUAACACAUACUCCUUAUUAAAAUAAUUUUAUAAUUUCCAACCGAAGAAGCUUGUUAAAUUUGGCCUGAACUUAUUGUCAGUAUUUUGUAAUAAAACACAAGCGCUAUACCUUAUAUUUAUUAUGAAGCGGAUAUGUUCGAACUGUCGACAACACGUUAUAAGAAAUAUUUGUAAUGUAUUUUACAUUUUAUAUAAUUUGUAACAACCUGGUAUAUUUUAUGCACGACUAUUGUACGAAUGGAUCACUAUUAAUAUACAUAUAAAGACUUGCUAUAAUAUACUUUUUAUAUUAUGGUCUCAAUAAAUGUUCUGUCCGGAUAGAAUUACAUUUGACAUGUGAUAAUGUGGUUUUAUUUAAAUGUUCAGACUCUGGUACAAUACUCGUUCAUUAAACGAUCUUGUAAACAGGCUGAUUUCUCCUACUACAGAAAUAGCGAAUGUCUCGAAUGUAUUUUAUUCAAACGACAGAUGGAUUCAAUUUCUUUUUCAAAAUAAUUACUUCAGCCGUCAAAUAUUAAAAUCCAGUGUAACGAUUUAAUGUAAACGUGAACAAUAUGUCUAUAAACAAUAAUUUAGAUAAUAAAGGUCCAAGUACACGUA